This is a messenger RNA of Aspergillus glaucus CBS 516.65, 534 nucleotides long. RefSeq lists its product as uncharacterized. Lineage: Eukaryota; Fungi; Ascomycota; Eurotiomycetes; Eurotiales; Aspergillaceae. The transcript has a single exon. The record is from RefSeq and is a predicted model, not a curated record. Bases 208 to 489 code for a protein of 93 amino acids.
UUCGUUUCUGCUUUACUUGUUGAAGCCAUCUUAUAUAUACUCUACGACUGGAUACGAUCUUUUUUUUCUAUAACUCCGCUGAGCCGGUACCAUUUCGUUAAGCGACUCUAUUUCUCGUUUUUGAUCUUGACCGCUUAGGGUUCUAUACCGCAGAUGCGGAGGAUUUUAUGAAGUGACGACUGAUGAUUGACGUGUACGUCAUCUGCGAUGGGUUCGGUUUUGUUUUGUUUGCUUUUAUUUUGUUGGAGGAAUCUCUCUUCUCAUCAUGUUCGGAUUUCUGGUUUCGGUUUGGCUUGCAUGUUUUGGGCGUAUAUUGCAUUGACGAUACCCCGGCCUCGAUCUCGAGUUUUCUACUACGAGGUUCUGGAAUGGAGUUGUUCUACUCUGGUCGGCGGUUGUGCACUUUAUAGUUGGCGAUUUGCUUGUGUUUUUCUACUACUGCAAUUUGUAUAUAUGUCUUAUGUCUCGUUCUGCUAUGGUUGGCGGUGAUUUGAUUCGUUAGCGUCAUCUGUCGAAGCAUUCCAGAUUGAUAGG